CUCAACUGAUGCCAUUUGCAGCUAGCCAAGUUGAACCGCAGGGACCAUUUGUAACGCUACUCCAUCGUGCAAACAACGGCAUCGGGGGGACGUCAUGCAGUAUUGCAGGUCAGUUAUAUUUGUUACUGUAUCAGUUUCUUGCGCAGAUUUAUUGUGGUUUGCGGCUAGCAAAACAUUCGACAUCGUAAGUUGGACCAAGUAUGUCAUUGAUUAUUAUGGAGCCGAACGUUGCAUAGGCUUCACCGAGCCGAUGAAGAAUAACUAUUACGCCAUCCAUGGUUCAUUCCCAGCAUGUUUUCAGAACAUAAAAAGCCAGCCGUCAGACUGCCGUCUUCCCUACCACGCACUACCUCAGAGUUAAUCGAGAACCUGUCUAAUAGAUCCCACAUCUCCUCGUACAUCUAAUGCGUUUCUCCUUUCUCGCCGUCGUGGCUGCUUUGACAGCAUCUAUGUCUGUCAGUGCGACACCAGCUGUUUUCAGCAGGGAUUCACAAUGCGCCGAGGUUGGCGG
This is a messenger RNA of Suillus paluster, 511 nucleotides long. RefSeq lists its product as uncharacterized. The coding region runs from base 95 to 361 and encodes 88 amino acids. The transcript has 3 exons. Lineage: Eukaryota; Fungi; Basidiomycota; Agaricomycetes; Boletales; Suillaceae. The record is from RefSeq and is a predicted model, not a curated record.